UCAUUUAAUCCACAACCUCCCUCCAGAAACAACAUCCUUGGAGUCAGAAUCACAGAAAUUUAAAGGCGGGAAGGAUGAAUGCCUCACUUAAAGGUGACACUGAUGAUAAAAAUCCAUUCAAGAAUUUAGAUGUGACAUCUGCAGCAGGUUCAAAUCUCCCAGCUAUAAGACAAACUGGAUACUUCAUAAGAAUUGCCAUCUAUUAUGCACAGAGAGCCAAAAUCGGUUACUGAAAUUGUCUGUGUGGUCUGCUUGCUGAGUCCAGUGAUGCACUAGUAGACAAAGAAGUUGAAAGAGAAAUCUGGCGUAUUCUCUGGAUGACUGGCAGAGUUUGACACCAACAUGGCAGCAAGCCCUACUGUGAUUCCAAGGACUUCAUGACUAAAUAAAAAGAAAAGUGAAAAAAAAAUUGGUCGUGCUUCAAGAAGACUGCAGGGAAGAACACAUUUUCUUCUUGCCGCAGAAGUUGCAGUAGAAAUUUGAAUCCAGCAAUGAGUAUUCUCAUCAUUGAGGCGUUCUAUGGAGGCUCCCAUAAACAGCUGGUGGACCUGCUCCACGAAGAGUUACAAGACUGUGUCCUUUACACCCUUCCUGCAAAGAAAUGGCAUUGGAGAGCGCGGACUGCAGCUUUGUAUUUCUCUCAGAAUGUCCCCAUCAGUGAGCAUUACAGGUCUGAAGGUUCCAGUCGAAAGCCUGGAGCUCACUGCAGUGUCCCAAAUGAGCCUGACCUGGAGGCUGAGGGGUCUGUGCUGGAAGCCGGGAGAUGUCUUCCAAGGUGGAGGAUCCUCUUUGCAAGCUCAGUGCUUAACCUGACCGAACUGGCUGCCCUUCGGCCUGACCUUGGGAAAUUGAAAAAGAUCCUCUACUUCCAUGAAAACCAAUUGGUGUAUCCUGUCAAGAAAUCUCAGGAGAGGGAUUUUCAAUAUGGAUACAACCAAAUUCUUUCAUGCUUGGUGGCUGAUGUGGUUGUAUUCAACUCGGUUUUUAAUAUGGAGUCGUUUCUCACUUCCAUUGGGAAGUUUAUGAAGCUGAUUCCUGAUCACAGACCCAAGGAUCUGGAAAACAUCAUCAGACCCAAGUGCCAAGCUGUUUACUUUCCCAUCAGGUUUCCCGAUGUGAGCAGAUUCAUGCCCAAGCACAAAAUAACCCAUUUAAAGAAGAUGCUCAGCCUGAAAGGAAAUGGCAGUGCUGCUCUAUCCAUGGCCCUUCCUUCGCAACCGGAGCAGAGAACUCCCGAGAAUGUAUCGGAGGAUUUUAAUGUAGUGUACAGUGUACAUUCCAAUCUUCACAUUGCGCAGGAAAACCUGGAGAACUCAUCAGUGCAAGGGGCAGACUUGGAACAUGCAAACUCGUCAGAUAAUUCAAGAUCUCAUCGUGGAGAAAUUGCACAACAUCUGCCUCUUAAUUCCUUUGACAGUUUGGGUGGAGUCGAUGAUCAGCAAAGACCGUUGCACAUUGUCUGGCCUCACAGGUGGGAGCAUGACAAAGAUCCAGAGGGGUUUUUUAAGGUAUUAAUACAUCUAAAGAGCUUAGGACUCAAUUUCCACGUCUCCGUUCUUGGAGAGACUUUUACAGACGUCCCAGAUAUAUUUUCAGAGGCCAAAAAGGCAUUGGGAUCUUCGGUCCUACACUGGGGCUACUUACCCUGCAAAGACGACUAUUUCCAAGUACUGUGCAUGGCUGAUGUUGUCAUCUCAACAGCUAAGCAUGAAUUCUUUGGAGUGGCAAUGUUGGAAGCUGUAUAUUGUGGUUGUUACCCACUUUGUCCCAAAGAUUUGGUUUAUCCUGAAAUAUUUCCAGCUGAAUAUCUGUAUUCUACACCUGAACAGCUUUCAAAAAAGCUCCAGAAUUUCUGCAAAAGACCAGAUAUUAUAAGAAAACAUCUCUAUAAGGGUGAAAUGGCUCCGUUUUCCUGGGCAGCCCUACAUAGUAAAUUCAGGUCUCUGCUUUCAACAGAACCUAGGGAAGAUUUGUGACAGAUGGGCUAAGUCACAAACUUGCAGCCUAAGGCAGAAUCUGAAGAACUUUCCAGAGUGUGCCCAUAUUUACCUGAUCAGAGAGAAGAGAAAAUCUGCAGAGGAAGCCGUGCCUGGCUGCCUGUCAUAGCUGACACAAAGCCAUCUGCCACAAACCUGUGGCGGCUUCAGAUCUCCAGUCCCUGCCACCACCCCAACUCAAAUUAAAUACAGAUUCCUAGAGAGGUUAUGAUGGUUACACAUGUCCUCGGCAUCACAUGUAGGAGACUGUUCAAAAAAAAAUAUGUGGCCUGUUGUAUAACUGCACUCAUGUAUCCCAUAUGCGGUGCCACAUUGAAUUUCCGGUGGAAUCCGUUUUUAUCCUUUGUACUGGAUGACAUGGUGCCUGAAUUCUUUCUUUUCGCCGACACGAUGGCAGCCAAACUGCAGCUUCAAACGCUCACACUUGGCUGGGUUUCUACCUAGGUUGCCAGGUUAUCAUCGGAGCCUUCUUGUGUCCUCAAAGGGCCACAGGGCCUGCAAGGAGGAUCAGAAUGCUACCGGGCUAAUUGGGCAGCUGUCUCAGAAUUGUGUGUGGGCAAAGGGCUGCUUUAGCACUUUUCUUUGAGCAAAUUAAUGACUCUCUGGCACAGGAGUUUGUAAGUGAAGGUAUUAAUAAGAGGUCUGGCAGGUAUUCCCAUGAUUCACAGAGUUACAUUUGCAUUUAAUUAAUCUUAAAGAAAGUUGCAAGAUAAACAGCUGUAAUUCGGACAAACAUAGCAAAUCCAGUCAGUGCAGCCAUCUCGCCUAUCAAAAAAUGAACACUGAGAUAUGUUUUGUUCAGUUUUUCCUACAGAUAAAAAUAGAGAGAUCAAAAUCCUUCUCAGAAAGCCAGUAAUUUUGGUACAAAUUUUCUUCAAAGAUAUUUGCAUUCUGCUACAAGUAUAACCUUUUCAAGAUAAAUCACUUACGAUUCCAAUAGUCAAACUGCUGUAUUUGUUGAUAUAACAAUGUUUUGAACAGCUAGAUUGUGAAAUAAAUUUUUAAUACAGUGCCCACUGCAAUUUUUAAUUAGCGUAUCCAUUUACAUAUAAGCAUGUACAUCUCUCUGUAUGUUUCUCACUGAAUGUUUUCCAUGUGUCAGAGACAACGAAUACAAUUGUUUCUUUUCUGGAUGAACAAGGAUCUGUUUUGCAAAUGUUUGUAAGAUAUUAUGACAUUUCCAAGAAUUUCUUUGCAUUCUGCAAAGCAGGAGGUAAACAUUUGUAGUCAUUAAGGUAAAGUCUGUUGAUAAACCAUCUUCUGUUUACUGACAGGUAAAUUGUAACUUUCCUAGCUCUUCAAAUGAAUAAGUUCACUACUCCACAGAGUGAGAAUCAGCCAGGGAGAGGUGGGUAGACAAAUGCCAGCCCUGACUGUCAGGCUUCUAGAAGGACCAAGUGGUCUAGCAAGCACUGCAGAUGGCAUGGGCAGUGGCAUUUCAGGCCAAAGGGACCCAUUUGAGGGUAGCAAAAUCACAAGCAGGAGAUAGACAAAGAUUAGGGAGCUAGACAUAGCUCUUGGGAUAGAGAAAGUCUUGCGGAUUAAGGCAAGUAGGAGUGUAGAAUUCAUGAGGCCUGGGAAUUUUAAAACAGGAAAAAGAAAGAAGCAAAAACAAACAAUGCUAUUGCUCUUCUCCCCAUCCAAGAGGAGCUCCAUCGUCUACGAUGGGCCUUACAGUCUUUGCUUACUGAGAAAUCAUUGAACAAAUUAUUUUCUUACUCAUACAACAAAGGGCUUGGGAACUAGUUCAGAAGUCACUUCCUGCUCAAAUCUCUGGAGCUUGGGAUCUACGGGGGGUUGUGGGGGAGGGUGCACCAUUUGAGAGCAGAGCUGAAGAUAUGAGUGUGGAUAGAAUGCUCACUGACACUCCCUUGGGGCAAGGUUAUACUUUAUGCCCUCUAGUAAAAUGAACCAAUCAGAAAUGUGCUGUACUAUAGAAGAUAUCUUCUCAAGAUAAUGUAAAUCUCACAGCCAAGAAAUGGUAUUAAAGUUUUACUAUGUUUUUCUAUCCUGAAAAUAGUGGGCUCACAUUUUAUGCUAGAUAAGAUCUUAUAUGAACAACAACUAUCCAUAUGUUUCCUCACUAACUGAUAGGCAAAAAAAAAGAGAAAACAUUAACUAUCUUUCAGAGGCUACAUCCAAAACAUUUAAAUAUUUUUCUGAUUUUGGCAAAUAAAAUAUUGAAAGCUCC
Chinchilla lanigera (long-tailed chinchilla) is the source of this 4188-nucleotide messenger RNA. RefSeq names its product glycosyltransferase-like domain containing 1 (gene Qtman). The record is from RefSeq and is a predicted model, not a curated record. Gene Ontology annotation, molecular function: glycosyltransferase activity. The coding region runs from base 492 to 1976 and encodes 494 amino acids. NCBI's taxonomy places the organism in Eukaryota, Metazoa, Chordata, Mammalia, Rodentia, Chinchillidae. The transcript has 13 exons.